AUGGCAGCAACAACUUGGAUGAUUGAGGAAAUUGAGGAUCCAACUCUUGUUGAGGCGGCUGGAGUAAAAUGGGCCUUAAAGUGGGCAAAAGGACUGGGUUUUGACCUUAUGCUUGUGGAAACAGAUUCCCUUCUUUUUGUUAAACAAUGGGGGAACAACCAGCUGGGCAUCUCAUACUUUGAUGAUGUUGUCAGAGAAUUAGGAGCAUACGGUGGCCUCCACCACAACUUUUCGUUCACAGAGACAGAGGCAUGCGACCAGUUCUGCGCAAACUUGAAAUCAUGUUUCUUCAUCUCAAUCACCUUGUUGAUCGUCCUUGCCAGCUUUACCCUAUAUUAUGUACCUGACCCGCCACUUGUGUCGGGUCACCGAGAUGAGAGUCGUCGAACAAUUGCAUGCUUCGCAGAGCUCUUCAACACAUUCAAGGAGUUGGAGAAGCCCAUGUGGAUGCUCAUGUUGGUGACCGCUUGCAACUUGCUAGCAUGGUUCCCCUACGUCUUGUACAACACUGACUGGAUGGGGCUUGAGGUGUACGUUGGGGAUGCAAGCAUUGAGGCAUACGAUGCCGGAGUUCGUGCUGGAGCAUUGGGACUUAUGCUGAACUCGGUGGUGCAUUUCUUUACAACGCUGGGAGUGGAGCGGUUGGGGCGUUGCGUCAGGGGACCUACGAGGCUGUGGGGGAUAGUGAAUUUGAUUUUAGCUGUUUGCCUUGUGAUGACGGUACCCAUUAUCAAGGUGGCAGAGCACCAACACCACGUGAGUGGAGGCGCCACCGUCAGGAAGCCAUCCCCCGGAGUGACAGCUAGUGCCAUGAUCUUCUUAUCCAUCCUCGGUGUUCCACUUGUGGUUACAUAUAGCAUCCCAUUUGCUCUAGCAUCAAUAUUCUUUAUCACUACAGGCAGUGACAAAUUCAAGAUUUUUAAAUUGUGGGGGCAAUAUUAUAAUUGUAUCUCAUACUUUUACAUGAACUCACAUGAACUUCAAUCUAUCAACGAGAGUGUUCAGAAACAAAUAAUUAACUCUCUUUUAAAUUUUUAA
Lotus japonicus is the source of this 1038-nucleotide messenger RNA. Its product is annotated as sucrose transport protein SUC2-like. NCBI's taxonomy places the organism in Eukaryota, Viridiplantae, Streptophyta, Magnoliopsida, Fabales, Fabaceae. Bases 1 to 1038 code for a protein of 345 amino acids. Gene Ontology annotation, cellular component: vacuole; plasma membrane. The record is from RefSeq and is a predicted model, not a curated record. The transcript has 4 exons. Gene Ontology annotation, molecular function: sucrose:proton symporter activity.